GAUGUUGCUAUGUGUUAAUCUUUCAGAGAAUUUGUUAGUCUAGUUGUAUACAACUGACUUCACUCUACAAAAUGAAGAUUGCAGUUUGUUUUUUAGUAUUUUGGCUGAAUCAGUUUUUCACAAGUGGGACCAUUAUUUGGGGACAACAUGGUGCGGUCAGGGCUAUAAAUGACACAAUGAGAAAAGCCAGAAGUGUGAACCUGCCAGCACCAAUUGACUGCAGGCUAACGCCAUGGUCAUCUUGGUCACCCUGUGGUGCUUGCCAGACAAAAGCGUUUCGAUUCAGGUCCCUAGACAAGCCAUCCCAGUUUGGGGGGACGGAGUGUCAGGAAAGCCAGUGGGAUGAGAAGUUCUGUCCAUCAGGAGCAGUGUGUCCACUGCAGAACCAGUGUGGGGAAAUGUUUUCCUGCAAGCAGACAGGGAGGUGUAUAAGUCAGCAUCUCCGCUGUAAUGGAGAGAUGGACUGUCAGGAUGGAACGGAUGAAGAGGAGUGUGAGGAUGUGGAUGUGAGGGAUAACAAAUGCUUGAACCUCUUCCCCAUCCCCGGCUCUGAACGAGCCACUCAAGGCUACAAUGUGUUGACUGGAGAUUUUGCACUGCACGUCUUGGACCCAGUAUACUAUGGCGGGAUCUGUGAAUAUGUCUACAAUGGAGAAUGGAGGAAACUCACAUAUGAUGCUUAUUGUGAGAAUCUUUAUUAUAAUGAUGAUGAAAAGUACUACCGGACACCAUAUAAUUUCCAUUCAUAUCGAUUUGUGGCGCAGGCAAGAUCGGAAGCCUCCUCAGAGUACUUUGAGGACGUGUCAAGUUUUCUCAAUGGCCGGAAAACUUUGGAUUCUUAUAAAUGGGGACUCACUGUAGGAAUAACCAAAAAAGGGUUCGGUGGAGAGUUAGGCAUUUCAGGGAAUAAGGAGUCUCGGUUCCUCCACAACAUAUCACAGUACGCAAGUCAGGAUGUGGGUGUGGUGAGACUUGUGUCCACUGUGCAGACAGCCCAGUUUAAGAUGCGGAGCAGGGACUUGGUUUUGGAAGAGAACAUACUGCAGUCUCUUAUGGAGCUGCCGGAGGAGUACGACUUCGGCUCGUAUGCCCAGUUUUUCCAGGAGUACGGCACCCACCACAUCACCCGUGGCACCAUGGGGGGAACGCUGGAGCAUGUGAUGAUUGUCAACAAAGAGGCCAUGAGGAAAUCUGAGGUGCAUUCCAAAAUGGUCCAAAAAUGCCUUGGGUUGUCCUUUAAACUGAAGUUACCGACAGAUGCUUUACGUGACAACCCAGUGAAGGGGAACAUCACCUUUUGUAAUAAGAUAGGCGAAGUGACUCAGAGCCGUGGGUCAUCUGAUAGUUUAAUCAAUGAUGGGUUCACACUGGUUAAAGGGGGAACGGAUCCUGCCGCAGCAGGCGCCAAGAUCAUCGAAGACACAAGCGCUCUCAAGAAGUGGGGCAAAUCUCUCAAAUACAGUCCUGAUCUUAUUGACUUUGAGACCUUACCUAUGUAUGAGCUUGUGCGCCUGAGCACUGCAGCCGACCAGGCCAGGACCAGACUUCCGCAUCUGAGGAGGGCCUGGGAGGAGUACCUACAGCAGUAUAGCCCGUGCCGCUGCGCCCCCUGCAGGAAUAACGGUGUCCCUGCACUCAGCGGCACCUCCUGCAGCUGUGUGUGCAAGUCGGGCUAUGGGGGAGAAGCCUGUGAGGAGCUUCAGAGACCAGAUGCUCCCAAGCAAGAUUCUGUUGAUGGCUCCUGGAGUUGCUGGGGCAGCUGGUCCUCAUGCCAAUCAGGCCGAAAGACCCGGAGACGAGAGUGUAACAAUCCCAAACCAGCAGGGGGAGCCCCAUAUCUCGGUAACUCUGAGCAAACCCAACCCUGCUGAGAAAGAAGGAAAGCAAGAAUAGAGAAGCAAAGGACAACAGCUUGGACCAACCCAAGCAGCUGCAUUCAGAAAAUGCAUUUCAACCAGUACUAUACUCUCUUCUUCUUAAAGCUUAUUCUACCACAUUUUCCCUGAGAUUCUCUAUGUAACACAGCUUUUCCUGUGUGCUGCUAUGAUUCAAGCUGCAAAUGUUUGUUCUUUGGCAGUGCGACUGUUGAGAGGUUAUAGGCUAUAUAAUAAACUGAAUAAUGAAGUAAUGAAGGAAA
Alosa sapidissima (American shad) is the source of this 2137-nucleotide messenger RNA. RefSeq names its product complement component 8, alpha polypeptide (gene c8a). The transcript has 11 exons. Gene Ontology annotation, cellular component: membrane attack complex. Gene Ontology annotation, molecular function: protein binding. The record is from RefSeq and is a predicted model, not a curated record. Gene Ontology annotation, biological process: immune response. Lineage: Eukaryota; Metazoa; Chordata; Actinopteri; Clupeiformes; Clupeidae. The coding region runs from base 72 to 1871 and encodes 599 amino acids.